Messenger RNA from Acipenser ruthenus (sterlet), 2473 nucleotides. Its product is annotated as voltage-dependent calcium channel gamma-1 subunit-like. The transcript is spliced from 4 exons. Lineage: Eukaryota; Metazoa; Chordata; Actinopteri; Acipenseriformes; Acipenseridae. Gene Ontology annotation, molecular function: calcium channel regulator activity; voltage-gated calcium channel activity. Gene Ontology annotation, cellular component: L-type voltage-gated calcium channel complex; membrane. The record is from RefSeq and is a predicted model, not a curated record. Gene Ontology annotation, biological process: regulation of calcium ion transmembrane transport via high voltage-gated calcium channel; calcium ion transmembrane transport. Bases 141 to 824 code for a protein of 227 amino acids.
UCCAGGCUGAAAACUAGGGCAGUGCUCACAGGGUGCGUUCACACACGGGGCCAGGCUGUGGAAGCAGUAGUUGUCUGGGAGCUGGGAUUCAGAGAGACCACCAAGCCUGCCACGAGAGAGCAUCCAAACACUCAGGGGCAAUGGAGGACAAGACGACAAAGGUGCGCAUAGCGUUCUUCAUCAUCCUGGUGGGGAUCGCCACCAUGUUCACAGCCGUGGUGACCGAUCACUGGGCCGUCCUGAGCCCCCGGGUGGAGAGGCUCAACACCACCUGUCAGGCGGCGCAUUUCGGACUCUGGAGACUUUGUUUAAAAAGCAUCUACAUUCAGGAGCCAGACCCCAAGGGAAAGGGCUGUGGACCUAUAAGCCUUCCUGGAGAACAAAACUGCUCCUAUUUCAAGCACUUCACCUCGGGAGAAGAUGCAAAAAUGUUUCAAGUUAAAACCCAAAAAGAGUACAACAUCUCGGCCGCGGCCAUCGCUAUCAUCAGCGUGGGAUUCAUGAUUCUGGGAACCAUCUGCACACUGGUGUCCUUCAAGAAGAGCCUGGACUACCUCCUGAAGCCAGCUGGCAUGUUCUUCACCUUUGCAGGUCUGUGCAUCAUCAUCUCAGUGGAGGUGAUACGUCAGUCUGUGAAGAGGAUGAUCGACAGCGACGAGACCAUCUGGAUCGAGUACUAUUACUCGUGGUCGUUCGCCUGCGCCUGCGCUGCCUUCGUCCUGCUCUUCCUCAGCGGGAUCGCCCUGCUGCUCAUCUCCAUGCCACAGAUGCCCCAGAACCCCUGGGAGACGUGCAUGGACGCUGAGCCCGAGACGCAGGACUAACAGCAGAGCGGGACGAGACAACCUGCAACCAGCUGUGCUUAAAAAGGAGGCAACAAAACACGACGUCUUCCUAAAAUAACAAAAUAAUAAUAAUACAACUUUAACAAUAAAGAAAUAAAAUACAGCAAGCAAACUUCAACACGAGUCGUAACAAAAACAAAAUGUAAACUCAUUUAGUAAAAAAAACAAAGACCAUCAUCUGGCCAUGUGCUCCACUCGGUCAGGGAGGAGUGAAAUCCACACCCAUCUCAUGAGUUUAUGAGUCGGAUGCCCUCAACCCCGCCCCAUUAACAAGCCCAAAUUAAUCAAAAACCUUGUCAAUCAUGUAUGUGCUGUAUGCAUAUACUCAUUUAUUACCCCCCCCCCCCCAUUGGAUAAUGUCCAAGUCCCUGGCUUUUUAAAGUAUUGCAGGAGAUAUAGAUAGAUAGAUAUAGAUAGAUCAUAAGGUUUUAUUAUUAUCAUUACCAUUGAUUCAUGUAUUUUGGGAACGCUGUGGUCCAGGUGCCAGGUUGAAUGUCUUUCUCAGACAGUGAAGGCUUGUAUAGUGUGGAGUGUGUGCUGGGCAGCUUGCAGAGUCUGCAGGUGCAGAUGUUGGCAGACGAUUUGGAUACAAAUCCAUCUCUUUUUAAACCGUCGUUCUCUCUUUGUACAGGACACUAGCGGGCAUACACUUUUGUUUUCUUUUCAAAAGCAUUACUUAAUGUGAAGCCAUUUUCACGCUAUUGAAUUUAGGCUUUCAAUGUGUAAUUUUUUUUUAAAGCACAUUCUUUGUAGCAUAAUGUCACAUGAUAAUAAUAUGCUGUUACGUCCAUCUGGUUUCCCUUUCUUCCACUAUUGAAAGGUAAUUAAGAACUACACUGAACAAGCACAGUGUAUGAUUACGAGCCACGAUAAACACAUGUUCUGUACAGUAGUUACACACUGCUUUGUAAAAACAAGGGCUCAUUGGCAUCUGUGAAUGAGGACAGCCGUUUAACAGUUUCUCUGCUGUUUCCAGUGCCUUGAUUAAAAUGCAUGGCUCAGCGAAGCAGUCUGUGGUUCAACACUGCAGUUCUGUUUCUGUAACCAGAACAGAGUAACACUUUACAAGAAACUACCAAUUACUGUGUAUUUACAUAGUAGUUACAUAGCAAAUACACGUGUACUUACAGUUAGAAUGCGAUUAUGCACAGUUACAAUGUACUUCAUGUAAAUCUUUUUGCACGAUAUAUGCAAGUACACAAACGUUAUCUGAAAAGCCUUAGGCUUGGGGGGGGGGGGGGGUUAGGGUUUUACACAUUAAAAGUAAAUUCUAACUAUGCAUAACAUUCUAACUGUGCAUGUAUUUACAAAGUAUUUACUAUGUAGAUGCACAAUGAUUAGAGACACAAUGUUGUGCUACCAGAAAAGAGUAAGAGUGCAGCAAGCUGAACAACUUAAUGAAUCAAGAGAUACUGUAUAUACCGACAGGUAUACAGAAUAUACUCUGCUUGGUUUGUCAGCUGCAUUUCUGCAAUUGAUUGGCAUGCAAUACUGAACACUGGUCUGAUUAUUCCUUGAGUAAACCGUUAAUCUUUUUUUUCUCCUUGUAAAUGUUGAUACUGUAUGUGUAAUAUAUAUUUAUGUGCUUUAAAACGUCUUUUUAAUGAAAAUAAAUAUAUCUUAGAGUA